Fusarium keratoplasticum is the source of this 612-nucleotide messenger RNA. RefSeq lists its product as uncharacterized. The record is from RefSeq and is a predicted model, not a curated record. Bases 1 to 612 code for a protein of 203 amino acids. Lineage: Eukaryota; Fungi; Ascomycota; Sordariomycetes; Hypocreales; Nectriaceae. The transcript has a single exon.
AUGCGCUUCACCAUCUUCACCGUCGUCGCCGCUGGCGCUUCUCUCUCUGCUGCCCAGGACUACGGCCUGCCUUCGACCACCACCCUGACCUCUACCACCACCAAGGUCCUCACUCUCACCCAGUGCAACCCUACUGUGUCCGACUGCCCUUACCGCACCACCACCUCGACCGAGGUUCUGGUUGAGACUUCUACUGCUCAGGUUGAGACUACUUCUGAGGCCGAGACCACUUCGUCCGAGGUUGAGACUUCGACCUCUGUCUACGUCCCCCCUACCACCACCUCGAUCGAGAUCCCCGUUGUCAACACCACCACUUCCACUUCCACCUCUAGCACCAGCACCAAGAAGGUCCCCAGUGUGAAGACGACCUUCUACCCUGCCGGCAACACCACCACCAAGGCUGGCCCUACUGCUCCCGUCACCCGCACCACCAAGCUCAACGUUCCUGGCACCAACGUGCCCGAGAACCCUGAGAACCCUACCGUCCCCAGCGGUGGCUCUCCUUCUGAGUCUGCUCCUGUCACCGUCCCCACUGCCGCUGCCAACGGCCUUGUUGCCUCGUCUGGCUUCCUCGGUGCCGCUCUUGUGGCUGCUUUCGUCGCCCUCUACUAG